Molecule: messenger RNA, 1323 nt
Organism: Gastrolobium bilobum
Lineage: Eukaryota; Viridiplantae; Streptophyta; Magnoliopsida; Fabales; Fabaceae
Product: probable prolyl 4-hydroxylase 10
Exons: 8
Coding region: 189-1055 (288 amino acids)
Biological process (GO): peptidyl-proline hydroxylation to 4-hydroxy-L-proline
Cellular component (GO): endoplasmic reticulum
Molecular function (GO): iron ion binding; procollagen-proline 4-dioxygenase activity; L-ascorbic acid binding
Source: RefSeq, a predicted model, not a curated record
ACCGGUCUCAAGUGAGAAAAGAAAAACAAAUAAAAGUCUCCUUCAUCUCUUCCCUUUUUCUUUCUCAUAUAAUAAUACUAUUCAUUCAUUUUCAAUUUUCAAUUUUCAAUUUCAGAUCUUACUUAUUCUUCCUCUCCCAUUCUCGAUCUCUGUGGAGAUUGGUUUCCCCAAACACAAACACAAACACAAUGAUGAAACAAAGACACUCUCGCGUUGGGCCUCGGAAAUCGUCGUCAAUGUCAUGGACGCUGAUACUAACCAUGCUGGUGUCGUUUACCUUCCUCAUUCUCAUUCUGCUCGCUCUCGGAAUCCUCUCCAUUCCAAGCACCUCCUCUCGUCUCCCCAAACCCAACGAUCUCACAUCCAUCGCUCGCAACACUCUUCUUACUCAUAGUGAAGGUGAAGAAGAGAAGUGGGUUGAAUUAGUAUCAUGGGAGCCUAGAGCCUUUGUUUAUCAUAACUUUCUGACUAAGGAGGAAUGUGAAUAUCUAAUCAAUAUAGCCAAGCCAAGUAUGCAUAAGUCGACAGUUGUUGAUAGUGAAACUGGAAAGAGUAAAGACAGCAGAGUACGGACAAGCUCUGGAACUUUUCUGGCCAGAGGACGUGAUAAAAUUGUGAGGAAUAUUGAGAAAAGAAUUGCUGAUUUUACUUUCAUACCCGUAGAGCAUGGUGAAGGACUUCAAGUUCUCCAUUACGAAGUUGGACAAAAGUAUGAGCCUCACUAUGACUACUUUAUGGAUGAGUUUAACACUAAGAAUGGGGGUCAGCGUAUAGCAACAGUACUGAUGUACCUUACAGAUGUUGAAGAAGGGGGUGAGACAGUGUUCCCAGCUGCCAAGGGAAAUUUUAGCUCUGUGCCUUGGUGGAAUGAGCUUUCUGAUUGUGGGAAAAAAGGACUUUCAAUUAAGCCAAAGAGGGGUGAUGCUUUACUUUUCUGGAGCAUGAAGCCUGAUGCAACUUUAGAUCCAUCGAGUUUGCAUGGUGGUUGUCCAGUGAUUAAGGGUAAUAAGUGGUCAAGUACCAAAUGGAUUCGUGUCAAUGAAUACAAAGCUUAAAUAUGCAUGACUAUAGGCUUCUAUAAUUCGUCAUGCCAAUAUUGUACCAAAUGAUAAUUGGAGCUGAAACAUCGCAUGAUAAUGCUUUCAGGGCUGGAAGGAAAUGUUGUUUACAGCAAUUGUGGCUUUCUGUAAUUUUGGAUGUUCUACAAUACUUAAACUAAUUUUAUUUUUUCCUACCCUUUUCACCUAUACAAAUAUUGAUUUUUUUUUUAAUUUUUUUUUUUUUUAUAUUUGUGAAUUUGAAUUAGGGGGGCUAAAAAAAAUG